AUGAGGACGACAGGCGAUGCAAACGGGGAGAAACAUAAGAGCAAUAAAGGGAAAGAACCAGUAAUAGCGGACGUCUCUACGAGAGAGGUCGACCUUGCAGCGGAGGCAAAUCCUAAGCAGAAGGAAGAAUGGGCGCAGGUCUCGCGCAAAACUGGCAAAGGCAGCUCUUCAAGAGCUAGAGGGACAACCAAUCAGGCCUAUCCGACGCUCUUCGUGAGAGGAUACCCCGAAGGAUGGCUUCCAAUCAACAUUUCCAGAAUCUUCGGACAAGCUAGCGCAGUAAUGGAUGUCAUAAUGCCGAGAGACAGACACUCAGGGACGUACAGGGGCUUCGCAUUAGUGAAGAUGAGCUCAGAAGAGGAACUGGCCAGAGCGAUGGAGAUGCUCCACGGAGAGAAAUUCGCAGGGGUUCCUCCGUUAGUACAGAGAGUGAGGUUUGGGCUGGAGAGGACCCAACCCAGGAGAAAUACAUAUAUCCCCAGCCAAUUAGCCCAAACUAAUCAUCUGGCCAAACCCCAAUCAAAGCCCCAGCAGAAGCAAGGAGGUGCCUCUUUCAAGAACGCCCUCCUCAACUCCCAUCCCUCAAGCCAUCCACAGUCGAUCGGAGAGGACCCCAGCCCUCCAUUUCAGGCCCCAUCCAGGUCAAUAGCCUCGACGGGCGUCGAUUCUGCAGGCCUCUAA
Molecule: messenger RNA, 681 nt
Organism: Magnolia sinica
Lineage: Eukaryota; Viridiplantae; Streptophyta; Magnoliopsida; Magnoliales; Magnoliaceae
Product: serine/arginine-rich SC35-like splicing factor SCL30
Exons: 1
Coding region: 1-681 (226 amino acids)
Cellular component (GO): cytosol
Molecular function (GO): mRNA binding
Source: RefSeq, a predicted model, not a curated record